GCUUUCGGGUGGUGCCUGCACCCCUCCGCAGGCUGCUCCUCACCGCAGGAGCGACACUGGGCACCAGGGUGCCGCACGCAGCCGCCGACACGGAGCUCUGGGAAGGUGCCAGCCCCUCGCCGGGGGCUGCUUCACUGCGACUGGGCUCUGCUCAGCAAAGGGGGGCCCCGUGGGAGCCCCCCCCCCCCCAGCCUGGGCCCACAGCACCUAUCCCCUCUGCGCAUCACCUCAGAGGGCGCCGUGUCCUCUGGGGCAGGGCGCUGCUGCUGGGAUUUCGCACCAUCUGCUCGGGGAUCCGGGGCCUGCUGAGGGAUUUAACCAAGCUUGGGCAGGGGGGGGAGGCCUUGGGGCGCCCUUCCCCAUCCUUGCCUUUGGGGCUUCUCCAGCUGCCGAUGAUCCCCCACUCCCAAGGGGACAGAGCUACCCGGGGUGCUGCCAGAGGGGCAGGUUCUGGGGGCCGUGAGCCACACUGGAGCCCACUGAUUGCCCCCCAGGCUGUGCCCCCCAGGCUGUGCCCCCCAGGCUGUGCCCCAGAUUAGCGGGUGUUAAGCUCCUUCCUGCGGAUGCUCCGUCCUUCGGCAGCAGCGGGCGAGCGGCUCCCCACCGCACGGAGGGUGAGCGGCACUGCCACCGGGCAUGGGGGCCCCGCUGUCCCCGUGAGCCGCCGGCACCAAGGACCCUCACAGCCCCCGAUGCCACUUCUCCCCUGCGGCCCCCUCUUCGGCAGAGGCUUCGGUGGCUCGGGGCUGGGGUGCGGGGGGAGCCGGCGAUGGCCCUGGCAGGGGGCACCCCGCUCCCCGGCGCUGGGGAGGCAUGGGGGUCACGGCACUUGCUGCAGUAUCCCCCCGAGGACGACGGGGUGCUGUACGUGGACUACAAGCCCCCCGCCCUGGACAGCAUCCGCCUGCCCCGCUACGUCCUUUACCUGCUGAUGGCAUCCACCCUGGUGCUGAUGGUGGCGUACGCCAUCGUGGGGCACCUCAUCAAGGACCUGGUGCACGAUUUCGCUGACUGGGCGUUCGGGCCCAAGCUGGAAGAGGAGAAGGCGGUGGUGGCCGAGGGGACCGUGCCGGAGGUGGAGUGGCUGGAGGAGGACGGGGUGCUGGCAGAGGGGACGCCGGAGGGCGAAGGUGCCAGCGCCCUGCCUGGCAUGGACAUCCCACUGGGGCUGCUCACCUCUGCCCCGCGCAGCUCCAUCUCCUUCGCUGACACCCGCAAGAAGAGGUUUUUCUAGGGCCAGGGGACCCCCCCUCCCCGCCACCAUGGGACCCCACAGCCGUGCCCGGCCGUUGGGUCGCAGCACGACCCCUGGCCCCUCCCUCGGGUGCAGGGGUGAUGCUGCACGGUGCUUGCGCGCGGCUUCGCCGUCCUCGGCACGGCCCCACGAGCUUCUCGCGGGGCUGCUGUUGCUGCCCCCCAAUAAAGCAGCCUGCCCCAGCCCCGCUCGCUCGCCCCUUAGCCACAGGCCUGGACACAGGGGGGUGGCAGGGCUGGGACCCCCCGAGCUUGGCCUGGGGGCAGCAGCAUCCCUCCGUGGAGCUGGGCUGGCCCGGGCACGGGCGUGUGGGGUGGGACAGACGUGCGGAUGCACAGGUGGGUGUGUAAAGGCGGGUGCCCAGGGGUGUAAACCCCUGGCACGGGGCGGGGGGAGGGUGUGGGCACAGACACGCGUGGGCGCAGGGGGCACGGCCGCGGGCGCGCACACACACGCACAUGGAAACACAGCUGCACGUGCCGACGGGGAGGUCCACGUCAGCGCAAACACGCCCAGAUGCGUGGGGAGGGACAGACGGACGGACAGCUGUACGCUGAGGCUGGGUUUGCCCCCGCCGGCCCCCUUGGUGCCUCGACGCUGCCAGGUUGUGCCCCCUCCCAAUGGGGCAGAGCUCAAAGGCACCCACAGGUGCCCCCAAAGCCAGUCUUGGGGGGGGCAAAACACCCAUGAGCACCACUUGGGCUCUGAGUGGGGGCACUGGGGACGGGCGCUGCGCCGUAUGGGCUCCCAUCCCCUGCCUUAAACCCAGGGACACCCCCCCCCCCAAUCCCUCCGGUGAGGACCCUGUCCCCGUGUCCCCAGGGUCCUUCUUUAGCCCUUGGGGAAUCGCCACAGGCAGGGUGGCCCUGCCGCAGCCUGAGGUGCAUCCCUGGGGUGCUGCUGGCCACCCCGUGCCUCAGUUUCCCCUGUGCCCCAGUGGGUGGGGGCCGUGAGGUGGACUGGAGCCGCUUGCCAUGCCAAGGCCUCCCUGAUCAAACCGUUAAUAUUUAGCUCUUCACCCCCGCACGCCCUGGGCACGCGGUGGGGUCCCACCGGCACCAGCCAUUGCAGCUGGGGCCCUGAGCUGGGGCGAGAGCCGCGGGGGUUCCCAGGACAUGGCAGGGUGGGGACCAUAUCUGUGGGGAUGGGACAGCAGGCACGGUGGGCACUCCUCCGCACAUCUGCCCAUCUGUCUGUCCCUCUACCCACACACCCACCCAUCUGUCCGUCCUUCCAUCCACCCACCCAUCCGUCCAUCCACCCACCCACCCACUCACCUGUUUUUCCAUCCAAACACCGUGUCCCUCCCUCACCCCCUCCACCCACCCACCCAUCCCUCCCCUCAUCCACUCACCCACCCUGGGGGUGGACGCCAGCCCUGGGCACGGGGCUGCUGCUGUGGGCCCCGAGGCGCUGGGUGCUGCAGGGUGCUGGGGGAUAGGUGCCACCUCCCGACAGGAGCCACGUUGCCAUGGCGCUUGGUGGCACUUGUCCUCCUGAGCCCAAUAAAAGCUGCCCGUUGGCCCCGGGUGCAGAGAGCAGCGCCUGCAGUCGGCCCCAGAGUGGUGUGGGAGAGGAGCCCACCUUGGGGUGCCGGAUCCUGCUGUGCCCCAGCCCUCUGCCAGCUUCUGCCCGAAAAUGCCGAGGGCCUCACAGCCCCUCUCACUCCUGGUCCUGCUCGUCCUUGCUGCCACCGCCCGGGGACAGGCUGGCAUUGGCUCCAAGCAGCUGCAGCCCUGGCUCAUCGGCCUCACGGCUGUCGUCAUCUUCCUCUUCAUCGUCUUUGUGCUCCUGCUCAUCAACCGGCUCUGGCAGAUCAGGAUGCGCAGGUGGGCCGGUGCGGUGGGGAUGCAUCCUGCACCCCCGCCUUGGUGCAGGGGAUCCAGCCCGGGGGGGGCUGCAGGCUCCGGCCGUGCCGGGGGCUGGGAGCAAGGUGCUGCAGGGUGGGGUAGGGGCCCCCCCCCAGGCACCGCUCAGCCCCUCUCCCCCCUCGCAGGAAGCAGAGUGACAUCCAGGAGACCCAGGGGACUGGCAGGCUGGAGCGCGCUGGCUGCGCCACCCCGGCGGCCGCAGAGGACAGCGACGAGGAGCGGAGCACGGCCACGUCCUUCUGAGGCGGUGCCCCCCCUCCCCGGACCCCGCGGGGCCCGGCCCCGGGGACCCCCCCUUGGGGCACCACGCCCUCGACCCCGUCCGCGGGGCGGAUGUCCGCGCCGGGUUUUGCGGGGCGGGAGGUGCCGCCGCGGCCCCGGGUUGCCGCCAAGACCCGGCGUGGAUCGGCCGCCCGCUGGAGUGGAUCGGCGGGCGGCGACACGAGCUGGACCCGCCCCCCUCCCCGCCCCCCCCCCCCCCAGCUGUGGGCCGUCGGGGGGGUCCCACCCGUGGGGGGGGGGGGCGGGGAGCUGUACCCCACUAAAGGUCCCCAACCUGCUCCAGCAUCGAGCGUCUGGUGUCACCGUGCCGGGGAUGGGGCUGUCCCGUGGCCCCCGCGGGGCUCCGUGCCCCCAGGAUGGGGCCCGCGGCGCUGCCCCGCUCCCCGCGAGGGUGCUGGGCGCGGGGGCACCCCUGGGUGCCGCGGGGGCACCCCUGGGUGCCGCGGGGGCGACGGCGGGUUCCUGACAUGCGACAAGCUGCCAGGCCUCGGCGACUUUGGCACGACCGAGGGCCGGUGCCCCCCCCCCCCAAACACCCCCGGACCUGCCCCACGUCCCGGCCGCUGAUGUCACACAGGUGAGGACGAUGAUGUCAUGUGCAUCAGGCGGCUACGUCACGCAGCCAAGGUCUUGCUCCAGCGCCACGUCCCCACGUGAGCCCAUGGCUGCACCCACCCGUGUCCGUGUCCCCCCCCCCCCCCCCCCCCCCCGUGCCUGCGCCGGCCCCGCCCCCCCGCCCCCCUGGGUGCCCCCCAGGGUGCCGCUGCUCCCGGCUCAGCCGCCCUCCUCAUCUGGGCCCAGAGCACCCAUGGGUGGGGGUCCCCCCUCGGAGGUGAUGGCACCCACUGCCCAGCACAGCUCUGCUCCAGUGCCCCCCCCCAGCUGGGACACCCCUUUCCUCCCCAGGCACGGCGCCAUGCCUCAGUUUCCCCCGGGGGCAGCGAAGGAAGGGCGGAGGCGGGCUGGAGUUGAAGCAUAGCUUGUUUAAUUUUUAUACAUUUUUUUUUUUUGUCUUUUUUUUUUUUCCUUUUCUCUUUUUUAUCUCU
Molecule: messenger RNA, 4454 nt
Organism: Tyto alba (common barn owl)
Lineage: Eukaryota; Metazoa; Chordata; Aves; Strigiformes; Tytonidae
Gene: SMIM24
Product: small integral membrane protein 24
Exons: 4
Coding region: 2894-3874 (326 amino acids)
Source: RefSeq, a predicted model, not a curated record